AUCAUUGGUAAAGAGGGAACUGAUAUAGUAUUCAAUCAAUAUAAAGGAAGAGGAGUUGCUGUGUUUACUUCCGGUGGAGACUCACAAGGAAUGAAUAGUGCUGUUCGAUCAGUAGCUCGAAUGGGAAUCUACUUAGGAUGUAAAGUAUACUUCAUCCAUGAAGGAUAUCAAGGAAUGGUUGAUGGUGGAGAAUAUAUAGUUCAAGCUGAUUGGAAUUCAGUAUCAGAUAUCAUUCAAAGAGGAGGAACAAUCAUUGGCUCCGCUCGUUGUGCAGAUUUCCGUCAAAGAGAAGGAAGGCUUAAGGCUGCACGUAACCUUAUUGAAAGAGGAAUAACUAACUUGGUCUGUAUUGGUGGAGAUGGUUCAUUGACUGGUGCCAAUCAGUUCCGUGUUGAUUGGAAGGAUCUCGUUCAAGAACUGGUUAGAGAUGGACAGAUUACCCAACAGCUUGCUGACAAACAUCCAAAUAUUCAAAUUGUCGGCUUGGUCGGUUCAAUUGAUAACGACUUCUGUGGAACAGACAUGACUAUCGGCACAGAUUCAGCUCUUCAAAGAAUUAUCGAAUCAAUUGACUCGGUAGUAGCCACUGCUCAAUCUCAUCAAAGAGCCUUUGUUGUCGAGGUUAUGGGUCGGCAUUGUGGAUACUUGGCUCUCGUUGCUGCUCUUGCUAGUGAGGCUGACUUCUGUUUCAUCCCUGAGUGGCCACCUCCAUCUAACUGGCCCGAAAUUUUGUGCAACAAGCUUCAGGAAGCUAGAGGAGAAGGAAAACGUCUGAACAUCAUCAUCGUAGCUGAAGGAGCUGUUGAUAGAGAUGGAACAGCCAUUACUGGAGAUAUCGUGAAAGACGUCGUCAAAGAGAAACUUCACUAUGAUAUUAGAGUUACUGUGCUCGGACAUGUUCAACGUGGAGGAGCUCCUUCAGCUUUCGAUCGCUUGUUAGGUUGUCGAAUGGGUGCUGAAGCUGUACUAGCGUUGAUGGAAAUGACAAGCGAAAGUGAACCAUGCGUCAUCUCGAUCAGUGGUAACCAGAUAUGUAGAGUUCCUCUCAUGCAUUGUGUCAAGCGUACUCAAGCCGUUCAAGCUGCUAUGGAUAAGAAAGACUGGGCGCAAGCUGUGCGUCUCAGAGGAUUAAGCUUCCAGAGAAAUUUGGAAACCUACCGUCUUAUCAAUAAAUUACGC
Molecule: messenger RNA, 1179 nt
Organism: Auanema sp. JU1783
Lineage: Eukaryota; Metazoa; Nematoda; Chromadorea; Rhabditida; Rhabditidae
Source: the annotation of a GenBank genome assembly